Gymnodraco acuticeps is the source of this 1048-nucleotide messenger RNA. RefSeq lists its product as uncharacterized. Gene Ontology annotation, molecular function: methyltransferase activity; 2-oxoglutarate-dependent dioxygenase activity. The record is from RefSeq and is a predicted model, not a curated record. NCBI's taxonomy places the organism in Eukaryota, Metazoa, Chordata, Actinopteri, Perciformes, Bathydraconidae. Bases 126 to 1019 code for a protein of 297 amino acids. The transcript has 3 exons.
CUGCUAGCUACUGUCUGCUGUACGCAUAGAUAUAUAUAUAAACACUAGAUGGCUCAUGGGAGAUUUUCCAGCGUAGCUCACCGGCCGCCAUCUUGCUACAGUCAACAGCUACUCUGGUACGCGCUAUGGUAGCUGUUGUAAGGUUUCCCAAAACCGGAGAGAGGAGGAGGCAGUGGGAACUCGCCCUAAGAAGGGACGGUUUUGUUUCCUCUGGCAGGACGCUGCUCUGCAGUGAGUACUUCAGGAGUGAGGACUUUGACAGGACGGGGCAGACUGUCCGGCUUAAAGAUGGUGUUGUGCCAACAGUAUUCAAUUUCCCAGCUCAUCUUCAAAGGCCGGAAGCAACAAGAAGCACAACCACUUCAAGAAGAGCGGAAGAUGAACCUCAGCCUAAUGUUGUGAGUAUUCUGAAUGUGGCCAAGACCAGAGAGAUGGUCAUUGAUUUCAGGAGGGUGAGGACGUCUCUUCUACCCCUGUGCAUUCUGGGAGAGGAUGUGGCUGUUGUGGAGGACUACAAAUACCUGGGAGUGCACUUAGACAACGGACUGAACUGGAGGAUCAACACUGAUGCUGUGCACAAGAAGGGGAUGAGCAGACUCUAUUUUCUGAGGAAGCUGAGAUACUUCCAUGUGUGCAGUAAGAUGCUGGAGAUCUUCUACCGGUCUGUUGUGGCCAGUGCCCUCUUCUUUGCUCCGGUCUGCUGGGGGGGCAGCAUCAGAGCCGGUGACACCAGCAGGAUCAAUAAACUAAUUAGGAAAGCUGGGUCUGUCAUCGGCAUCAAGCUGGACCCCUUUGAAGCUGUGGUGGAGAGGAGGACACUGAACAGGCUGUUGUCCAUCAUGGAUAACCCCACCCAUCCUCUCCACCUGCAGCUGGACAGUCAACGGAGCUCCUUCUCCAACAGACUGCUGCAGCUCCGCAGUGCCAUAACUCAACAAAUCACCUCUGGCUGGAAGAUAACUCUCUGCUCCAUAGUUUCUCUUGAAUAUAACCACGUUGUACAUUUUACACAUAUAUAAUCUAUUUAAUAUUUAACAUUAAUAUUCCA